Messenger RNA from Cyphellophora europaea CBS 101466, 639 nucleotides. RefSeq lists its product as uncharacterized. Bases 1 to 639 code for a protein of 212 amino acids. The transcript has a single exon. The record is from RefSeq and is a predicted model, not a curated record. Gene Ontology annotation, molecular function: catalytic activity. NCBI's taxonomy places the organism in Eukaryota, Fungi, Ascomycota, Eurotiomycetes, Chaetothyriales, Cyphellophoraceae.
AUGCGUGCCGGUACCAAUUCAAAGAAGAUCACCGAGCCGCCCAAGACAGCAGACACGAAAGAGGCUAACAUGGCUGUCGGGAAAUUCAUCUCUAGUCUCAAAUUCGGCCCUUUCUCCAUAUCGAGCCAGGUGUUCCAUUUAUCGCCAACAAGACUGAGCUAUGCGCUCGUAAACCUCAAGCCGUUAGUGCCAGGCCAUGUGCUCGUCUGCCCGACACGAUGCGUCCCGCGAUUAUCACAGCUCACGGCAGAGGAAACCGCAGACUUGUUCUUGUCCGUUCAGCGAGUGUCUCGGACGCUCGAACGCGUCUUUCACGCCUCAUCACUCAAUGUGGCUGUGCAGGAUGGUAUCGACGCUGGGCAAUCGAUUCCCCAUGUGCACGUACACAUCAUACCACGAAAACCUCACGAUCUUGAUAGCCAAGGCGGUGCAGACUCAAUCUAUGACAUGAUGGACGGUGAGCCGGGAAAUCUGGGCAAAGCCUUCUUCGAGAUGCAGCAGGCGAGAGAGCAAAGGAAGAAUCAUCGCGCCUUCUCCGCUGGCCCUGAUUCGGAUAGGAAGCCACGGUCUGAGCAAGAGAUGCAGGAAGAGGCGGAGCAAUUUCGGCGAGAGAUGAUGAAGGACGAGAACAACGAUUGA